Molecule: messenger RNA, 2709 nt
Organism: Sclerotinia borealis F-4128
Lineage: Eukaryota; Fungi; Ascomycota; Leotiomycetes; Helotiales; Sclerotiniaceae
Source: the annotation of a GenBank genome assembly
AUGGCAUAUUCUGGCAACGGAGGCUAUGAUGAGCAUAAGCUCCAAGACCUUCCACCAGGAGGCAACUACCAUCAUCCUCAAGAUGAAGAAGAAGGAGCGUUACCUUUACUCGAUUCUGGUGGACAUGGCGGCGGCCCUUUUAAUAGUCCUUACGACUCUCACGCUCAAGGAGGUCUUCGAGCGAAUACUCCUCCUGUUAGACCUGUUUCCGCCUACAGCCUUACAGAAACGUAUGCGAACGAUCCACAACCAUACAGCAGCGAUUAUAAUUCCUCUCACACAUACAAUGAGCAAUUAGAGGACAAUCCAUACCCACAACCCAACACUCCAUUGUCACGAGCCGAAACGACAUCCACUGAGGCGUGGAGACAGCGACAAGCCCCUCCAACUGGUGGACUUAAACGUUAUGCUACAAGAAAAGUCAAGCUUGUGCAGGGAAGCGUCUUGAGUGUCGACCAUCCAGUACCCAGUGCCAUCAAAAAUGCCAUUCAACAAAAGUACAGAAAUGACCUGGAGGGCGGCAGCGAGGAAUUUACACACAUGCGUUAUACCGCCGCGACUUGCGAUCCUGAUGAGUUUACUUUGAAAAAUGGUUAUAAUCUACGACCUGCAAUGUAUAAUCGGCAUACCGAGUUGCUCAUCGCCGUUACCUACUAUAACGAAGAUAAGCAGUUGACUGCCCGUACCCUGCACGGUGUCAUGCAAAACAUCCGCGAUAUCGUCAAUCUCAAGAAAUCGGAUUUCUGGAAUGUCGGUGGACCAGCAUGGCAAAAGAUUGUAGUCUGCCUAGUUUUCGAUGGUAUUGACGCCUGCGAUAAAGAUACACUUGAUGUCCUUGCUACAAUUGGUAUUUAUCAAGAUGGUGUCAUGAAGAAAGAUGUCGAUGGAAAGGAGACUGUUGCUCACGUUUUCGAAUACACUACACAACUUUCGGUUACUGCCAGUCAACAACUAAUUCGCCCCACCGAAGAUGAUGUUAACUGUCUUCCCCCGGUGCAAAUGAUGUUUUGCCUGAAGGCAAAGAACACCAAAAAGAUUAAUUCUCACAGAUGGUUGUUCAAUGCAUUUGGUCGUCUUCUCAACCCUGAAGUCUGUAUUCUUCUCGAUGCCGGCACCAAGCCAGGUCCUAAGUCAUUGUUAUCUUUGUGGGAAGGUUUCUACAACGACAAAGAUCUUGGAGGCGCUUGCGGUGGCAAAAAGCUUCUCAAUCCGCUCGUUGCUGCUCAAAAUUUCGAAUAUAAAAUCAGUAACAUUCUUGACAAGCCGCUCGAGAGUUCUUUUGGCUAUGUCAGUGUGCUGCCGGGAGCUUUCUCAGCAUACCGAUUCCGAGCUAUCAUGGGGCGACCUCUUGAGCAGUACUUCCACGGAGAUCACACUUUGUCCAAGAUUCUCGGAAAGAAGGGUAUCGAGGGAAUGAACAUUUUUAAGAAAAACAUGUUCUUGGCCGAGGACAGAAUUCUCUGUUUCGAACUUGUAGCCAAGGCCGGCAGCAAGUGGCAUUUGACUUAUAUUAAAGCUGCUAAAGGAGAGACUGAUGUCCCCGAAGGUGCUGCCGAAUUUAUUGGUCAACGUAGAAGAUGGCUUAACGGUUCUUUCGCAGCAGGAAUGUAUUCAAUUAUGCAUUUUGGCAGAAUGUACAAGAGUGGUCACAACAUCGUUCGCAUGUUCUUCUUACAUAUCCAAUUUUUCUACAACGUCUUCUCCAACAUUCUCAGUUGGUUCAUGUUAUCUUCUUUCUGGCUUACAACUACUGUUAUUAUGGAUCUUGUCGGCACCCCUACCGCCGCUUCGGAUACAACUGCGCUUCAUCGUGGCUGGCCUUUCGGUGACACUGCUACCCCGAUCAUCAACACGAUUCUGAAAUACCUCUACUUGGCGUUCCUGCUCGUCCAAUUUAUCCUGGCUCUUGGUAACAGACCCAAAGGUUCCAAGGUUACAUAUAUGAUGUCCUUCGUAGUUUUCGGUGCUAUUAACCUCUAUGUACUUGUUUUGUCCAUGUACCUGGUCGUUCGUGCCUUCACGUCAGGGGAAACUCUCGACACCGAUAGCGCAAAAGAUUUUUUUGAAAGUUUCUUCGGAAGCAACUCGAGUUCUGGAGCUGGUAUCAUUAUUCUCGCUUUGGCCGCUACAUUUGGAUUGUACUUUGUUGCAUCCUUCAUGUAUAUGGAUCCAUGGCAUAUGUUCCAUUCCUUCGGACCAUACUUGUUGCUCAUGUCAUCGUACAUCAAUAUUCUCAUGGUGUACGCAUUCAGCAAUUGGCAUGACGUUUCUUGGGGUACCAAAGGAUCUGAUAAGGCAGAAGCUCUUCCAUCCGCUACAACUACGAAGGUUGAUGGUAAAGCAGCAGUCAUUGAAGAAAUCGACAGACCACAAGAAGAUAUUGACAGUCAAUUUGAGUCAACAGUCAAGCGUGCUCUUAUGCCGUUUGUUCCUGAAGUCGAAGAUGAGAGUAAGAGCUUGGAGGAUUCCUAUAAAUCUUUCAGAACGAAGCUCUUGAUUUCGUGGGUCUUCUCGAAUGCUUUGUUGGCCGUAGCCAUCACGAGUGACAGUGUUGACGGCUUUGGUUUCGGAAAUUCUGCUUCAAUAAGAACUGCCAAGUUUUUCGAAGUUUUGCUUUACUCGACGGCUUUCUUGGCUCUUGUUCGAUUCAUUGGUUGUUCUUACUUCUUAUUCAAAUCUGGAGUCAUGUGCUGCUUCAUGAAACGUUAG